Nicotiana attenuata is the source of this 953-nucleotide messenger RNA. RefSeq names its product LIM domain-containing protein WLIM1-like. The transcript has 5 exons. Bases 129 to 701 code for a protein of 190 amino acids. Lineage: Eukaryota; Viridiplantae; Streptophyta; Magnoliopsida; Solanales; Solanaceae. Gene Ontology annotation, biological process: actin filament bundle assembly. Gene Ontology annotation, cellular component: actin cytoskeleton; plasma membrane. The record is from RefSeq and is a predicted model, not a curated record. Gene Ontology annotation, molecular function: actin filament binding.
UCAAGUUGUGGGUGGAACUUUAGCAAGAGAGAGAGAGGGGGAGAGGAGAGAGAGAGAACAGAGUGGAAAGGAAUUAUUCAAAUAUCUGUUCUUCUCUUGCCUUUGCCUCUUUUCAACAAUAAUCAAAGAUGACGUUCGCAGGAACAACGCAAAAGUGCAGUGCUUGUGAGAAAACGGUGUAUCUGGUGGAUCGUCUUGCUGCUGAUAAUCGCAUUUAUCACAAGGCUUGCUUCAGGUGCUACCAUUGCAAUAGUACUCUCAAGCUCAGUAAUUUCAACUCCUUUGAGGGGGUAAUUUACUGUAGGCCUCACUUUGAUCAGCUUUUUAAGAGGACUGGCAGUUUGGACAAGAGUUUUGAAGGAACUCCGAAAGUCACAAAGCCAGAAAAACCUGUGGAAAACGAGAAUGGUAGCGGGAGCAAAGUCUCAAAUUUAUUUGCAGGCACGAAGGAAAAAUGUGUGGGCUGCACUAAAACUGUGUAUCCGAUUGAGAAGGUAAGUGUGAACGGAACAGCAUACCAUAAGGCCUGCUUCAAAUGCAGUCAUGGAGGCUGUACAAUAAGCCCAUCAAAUUACAUUGCACAUGAAGGAAGGCUUUAUUGCAAGCACCACCAUAUUCAACUCUUCAAGGAGAAAGGCAAUUACAGCCAGCUUGAGUCGUCUGACCAUGAAACUGACCCUGCUCCAUCCACUCAAUCAUAAACUUAAAACAAUAUUCCUCAAAUUUUUUUAUCUCUUUCAUUUCUCCCUAUCUUUUCCUUGUCGACCUUAGCACACUGAUUCUGGAUUUUGUUCUUUCUUGCGGGGUAAAUUCAGUUAUAUCUAUCCAUUUUGGUUGUACUUGUAUGUAUUCUUGUGGGUUUCUGUAUAUUGUAGCAUUAUGAAGCUUGUUUUAAAAAUUGGACCAGAAUCAUUGUUUACCGUGAAAAUGGUAAUAACAAUUAAAUUUGAUUA